Varanus komodoensis (Komodo dragon) is the source of this 729-nucleotide messenger RNA. RefSeq names its product signal recognition particle 14 (gene SRP14). The record is from RefSeq and is a predicted model, not a curated record. The transcript has 5 exons. Gene Ontology annotation, biological process: SRP-dependent cotranslational protein targeting to membrane. The coding region runs from base 120 to 452 and encodes 110 amino acids. Gene Ontology annotation, cellular component: signal recognition particle, endoplasmic reticulum targeting. Gene Ontology annotation, molecular function: endoplasmic reticulum signal sequence receptor activity; 7S RNA binding. NCBI's taxonomy places the organism in Eukaryota, Metazoa, Chordata, Lepidosauria, Squamata, Varanidae.
GUUUCCGGGCCGGUUAUCCGAGCCCGGAAUCGUGACGGGGCGUUUGCUCGCCCGCCCGCUCGCCCGCCUUUCGUGGUUGCCCGCACGGCGAAGAAGGCGGCGGAAAGAGGGCGCGAGCCAUGGUGCUGCUGGAAAGCGAGCAGUUUUUGACAGAGCUAACAAGACUUUUUCAGAAAUGCAGGACUACAGGCAGCAUCUAUAUAACAUUAAAGAAAUACGAUGGCAGGACAAGACCCAUUCCACGCAAGGGCCACGUUGAAGGAUUUGAGCCGGUAGACAACAAAUGUCUUCUUAGAGCAACAGAUGGGAAGAAAAAGAUAAGCACAGUGGUGAGUUCAAAGGAAGUCAACAAAUUCCAGAUGGCCUAUUCAAAUUUGCUCAGAGCUAAUAUGGAUGGCUUAAAGAAGAAAGACAAGAAAAGCAAGAAUAAGAAAAGCAAAGCGACACAGUGAUGGAGCAAAUGUUUCCAUAUAUAUGAUGGACCCAAAUUAUAGCACGUGCCCUCUUUUCUUUAUGUUAUCCUUUGACUUCCCUUCCAUGUGAUAAUUAGAAUGUAAGCAACUUGUUAAAACAAAGUACUCUGGAUUGUGAUAUGCAGAAGUAAGUGACCCCAAGGCAUGUAUAUUGCACCUGCUCAUUUUUGUAUCUGGUUUCAUUUUUUGAGACAGUUAUUAUUGGGAAAAAAUGAGCAUUUGAGAAAUAGUACAAAAAUAAAGAAUUAAUAUUUGA